Molecule: messenger RNA, 3258 nt
Organism: Pelobates fuscus (common spadefoot toad)
Lineage: Eukaryota; Metazoa; Chordata; Amphibia; Anura; Pelobatidae
Gene: TAPT1
Product: transmembrane anterior posterior transformation 1
Exons: 14
Coding region: 86-1741 (551 amino acids)
Biological process (GO): positive regulation of cilium assembly
Cellular component (GO): ciliary basal body; endoplasmic reticulum membrane
Source: RefSeq, a predicted model, not a curated record
GCCGCGCUGGGCACGCCGGUCGCCGGGUGAUGACGCACGCUGUCUAGCGAAGAGAGCUCGGUGCGGACGGCCGCCGUGGCUGGGAAUGGCUGACGACGCUGCGGCGGCUCCGAAGGGAGAGGAUGACAAGGAUGGGGGCAAGAAGGCGGCGGGGGCCAGUCCCAGGCCCGCGGAGACCCUCGGCUUCUAUGAAAGGAGUGAUGGGAGUCGGCCUGAGGUGAAGAAGCGGACCUUGUCAGAUCUUUCAUUAUUGAGGUUCAUCAGCGCUGAGCUAACAAGAGGGUAUUUUCUUGAACACAAUGAAGCGAAAUACAAAGAGAGAAGGGAGCGUGUGUAUACCUGCUUGCGAAUACCCAGAGAGCUGGAGAAGUUAAUGAUCUUCGGCUUCUUUUUGUGUCUGGACGCUUUUUUAUAUGUAUUCACUUUACUUCCACUGAGGGUUCUCCUGGCUGUUAUCAAGUUCAUUACUUUGCCUUGUUGUGGACUAAGUAACGGAAGGUUGCUUCAGCCUGCACAGGUAUGUGAUGUUUUAAAGGGGGUGAUCAUGAUAAUCUGUUACUUCAUGAUGCACUACGUGGACUACUCUAUGAUGUACCACCUUAUAAGAGGCCAAUCCGUCAUAAAGCUUUACAUAAUAUACAACAUGCUGGAGGUUGCAGAUCGUCUCUUUUCUUCUUUUGGACAAGAUAUUUUGGAUGCACUCUAUUGGACAGCUACAGAGCCCAAGGAGAGAAAGCGAGCACACAUUGGUGUUAUUCCUCAUUUCUUCAUGGCUGUCUUGUAUGUCUUUCUCCAUGCCAUCCUUAUCCUGGUGCAAGCAACGACUCUUAAUGUAGCAUUUAACUCUCAUAACAAGUCUCUGCUCACCAUCAUGAUGUCCAACAACUUUGUGGAAAUCAAAGGGAGUGUUUUCAAGAAGUUUGAGAAGAACAACCUUUUUCAGAUGUCAAACAGUGAUAUAAAAGAGCGCUUCACCAAUUAUGUUCUGCUGCUGAUUGUGUGUCUGCGGAACAUGGAACAGUUCUCUUGGAAUCCGGACCACCUAUGGGUGUUGUUUCCUGACGUGUGCAUGGUAAUUGCAUCUGAGAUCGCCGUGGACGUUGUAAAGCAUGCCUUCAUUACCAAAUUUAAUGACAUCACUGCCGAUGUAUACAGUGAAUACAGAGCCAGCCUUGCCUUUGAGCUUGUAAGCAGUCGUCAGAAAAAUGCUUACACAGAUUAUAGUGACUCUGUGUCCAGGCGUAUGGGAUUUAUUCCACUGCCGCUAGCUGUGUUGCUCAUAAGGGUGGUGACAAGUUCCAUAAAGGUACAAGGCGUGUUGGCCUACACAUGUGUUGUCCUCUUCUACUUUGGGUUAAUAACAUUAAAAGUUCUUAACAGCAUUGUUUUGCUGGGAAAGUCUUGUCAGUAUAUCAAAGACGCAAAGAUGGAUGAGAAACUGUUCCAGCCACCUGCUACCACCAUGCAGGGAAAGACACCUAAGAAAACCCAGAGUGCAUCAAAGACAAGUCAAGGAACCCCUACAGAAGAAACUGUCUGUGCAUCUGUCACCAGCCAACCAAUGCGGCAAGCAAGUACAACGCCACUUCUCGUGGAGAGCAACUCUGACCAGCUCCUGACCACGCCAGACGGGGAAGAGAAAGAUCUCACACAAGAGAAUUCUGAACUAAAACACAGAUCUGCUAACAAGGAUUUGCUAGAUAUAGACAGGUUUACCAUCUGCGGAAACAGAAUAGACUAAUGUUAUCAGGAUGAUCUGCAGAGUAACCUCAGAAAAUGGUUACUCCGCAUUUGAUUAUUUAUUUUUUCAGUUUUUAUUUUUUCUAAAUUUGUUUUUUUAAAUUAUUUCAACAAAUAAAACUUCCCUUCCAAGUUAUAUGAAGAUCUGGAGCUGACUAAAACAGUCUUUGUAUAUUUUAAUGGAGCUGGGAAUGGCAAGCUUUUUUUUUUUUCUUUUCUUUUAAUUACAAAAUGUCAGUUAUGCUUGCCUAAGCUUGUAAUAUUGCUGUUAUCGAAAUAAAAUCAUUUGGAGUGGGAGAGACUUUGCUUUGCAGAGCAGCGCAUUGAACAAUAUUUUUAAUUUCUUUGAGGAUUCAUAAAGAAUGCAGGACAACGUAGAGAGAUCACACUAUUUUAAAAAGUGUACAGCCUUGAUAAAAACAAAAAUCACAAGAGACCUUAACUGAUUAUCGUAAUACAGGAUAAAUUUUUAGGCCAUGAUCACAUGCCUUAAAAACAUAAUAUAUAAAUUAACCACAGUGAUAUCGGAGUGUUGGGUUGCAUCCAUUAGAAAAUGUAUAAGUCUAGUGUGGCCUACACCACACAGAUUUUGUCAUAUUUUGUAUGUUAUACAACCAAAUAAACAUAAAACUAAAGAAAGAUCAUACUUUAAGAACAGUUCAGACACACACGGAGCAUCAUCUGAUUACAUAUGCAAACUUCACAUCUAAUUCUUUAUCUAGUUGAAGGUAGCCAGGUCUGUACCCCAACUUCAACUUAUGGAAGUCAAUGUUGGCUUGAGUAUAUCGACACAGACACUGGCAUAGUCAUGUUAUCGCUCCAAUUUAUGUGUAUAUAUGUUGGAUUGUGAUCUAUAUAUCUCCGUGCAAAGCAGGGACUGUUUUUAAAGUCAUAUUAAAAUGUUAUAUGUUAUAUUGUGGUGCAUGCAAAGAGGACUUUGAUGUAAAUCUUUCCAGAUUACUGUUUGCCAGGCAAUUUUAAAGACCGAUUUGGAAAGUUGUGAUUUUUUUCCUCCCUCUUACACUAUAUAAUACCAAGUUUUAGGUGUUGAGUCCACACAGCCUGACUGCAAAUUUGUACCAGUAAAAUAUAUAUAAAAUGAAUUUCAUUAAAUGAGCUAUAAGGCAGAACAGGCAUGCUCGGGAAAGUUAUCAAAGUGGAUUAUUAGUUUACAACAUAUACCCUGGAACAAAGCCAACUUCGGGCACUCCAGCUCUUAUGGACUACAUGGUAUUUAGCCUGGCACUUGGUCCAACUGUACAGCAAAAUGAAUUCCAGAGAUUGCCGAUGCCAACUGUCCUUUGUAUAGUGUUGUCAAAAUAGCUUCUAUGGGAAAAGAUUUGCACUUGAAUAAUCCUGUAUCUGGUGAAUAUUGCAUAUAUGUAUAGUUCACUGUUAAAGGGCUCACUCAAGCUGUAGCAGAGUUUUUAGCCUAUUGGCGGAAUGCUAGUUUCAAUGGGUCUAAUGAUUAACAAUUGCUGGAAAGUUUCCUAUAGAGAGAGAGAGAGAAAAAAUAAA